ACUGCGACCGGUGGAGUCCUCCAAUCGGCGCUCGGCGGCAGGGGCCAUUUCCGUAGAGAGGAACGGCGGAGCGGCCUGUGUCCAUGGCGCUGUUCCCAGCCUUUGCGGGCGUUAGUGAGGCCCCCGAUGGUGGGGGUUCCAGGAAAGAAUUAGACUGGCUGAGUAACCCAAGUUUUUGUGUUGGAACUGUAACUACCCUGAGCCAACAAACUGAAGAGGCCACAGCUCUUGUUUCUGAAGGGUCAUCACCAACAAGGAGUCCUCUGAAAUCAGAGCCUUCAGAUGAAAGUGAUGCUAGCAGAAAGCUCACACAAAUAAUCAGGAGAAAGAAGAAGGAAAAAAAGAAAAAAAGGAAGCAUCAGCACCACAAGAAAACCAAGAGGAAGCACCGGCAGUCGAGCAGCAGCGAGUCUGAGCCAGAUUCUGAUUCAGGAAAGGACAGAUCUUCCAGGAGCAUCAGAAGCAGCCAGAAGCAAGCUGAGCAACCCAAUCAAGGAAAUAAUACUGCUGCUGAUGCUGGACUUCGCUCUGUCUGGCUUGAGGACAUUCAGUCUCUGACAGGAGAAACCUUCAGAACAGAUAAGAAACCCGAUCCUGCAAACUGGGAGUAUAAGUCUCUCUACCGAGGGGAUAUUGCAAGAUACAAGAGGAAAGGAGACUCCUGCCUGGGCAUUAACCCGAAGAAGCAGUGCAUAUCUUGGGAAGGGGCUUCCUCAACAAAGAAGCGUGCGCACAGGCACGUUGAACGCUAUUUUACGAAGAAGAGCGUGGGGUUGAUGAGCGUUGAUGGCGUUUCUGUUAGCAGUAGAACUGAUCCUCCCUCUGCAGAGCCGGUCUUGUUUAUCCCCGUGAAGGACUUGGAUGAUAUGGCUUCUCCUGUUACAACCUGGUUGAAUCCUUUGGGGAUUUAUGAUCGGUCAACCACACAGUGGUUACAAGGACAGGGUCCUUCAGAAGCAGAAUCAAAGCAGCCAGACUCACAGCUGGACAGAGAGAAUGCUCUUCUCAAGGCAAAGGUGGAGGAGUUUAAUAGGAAGGUUCGGGAGAACCCUCGGGAUAUUCAGCUGUGGAUGGCAUUUGUUGCUUUUCAGGAUGAGGUCAUGAGGAGUCCUGGCCUGUAUGCUAUGGAGGAAGGAGAACAGGAGAAGAGAAAGAAGUCCCUGAAGCUCAUCCUGGAGAAGAAGCUGGCCAUCUUGGAGCGGGCCAUUGAGAGCAACCAGAGCAGCAUCGAUCUCAAGCUCGCCAAGCUGAAGCUCUGUGCGGAGUUCUGGGAGCCUGCUGCGCUGGUCAAAGAGUGGCAGAAACUGGUCUUUUUACAUCCCAAUAACACGGUCCUUUGGCAGAAAUACCUUUUGUUUUGCCAGAGCCAGUUUAGCACUUUUUCAAUAUCAAAAAUUCACAGUCUUUAUGGAAAGUGCUUGAGCACUCUGUCUGCUGUUAAGGAUGGCAGCAUCUUAUCUCACCCUGCGCUGCCUGGCAUAGAAGAGGCCAUGUUUGCACUCCUUCUUCAGCAGUGCCACUUUCUGCGGCAGGCUGGCCACUCAGAGAAGGCCGUGUCUUUGUUCCAGGCCAUGGUUGACUUCACUUUCUUCAAACCUGACAGUGUGAAAGAUCUGCCUACCAAAUUACAGGUGGAAUUCUUUGAGCCCUUCUGGGACAGUGGAGAGCCACGGCCUGGGGAGAAAGGAGCGAGAGGCUGGCGAGCGUGGAUGCACCAGCAGGAGCGGGGUGGCUGGGUGGUCAUCAAUCCAGAUGAGGAUGAUGACGAGCCAGAAGAGGAUGACCAGGAGAUAAAAGAGAAGACUCUGCCCAGGUGGCAGAUCUGGCUUGCUGCUGAGCGUUCCCGAGAUCAAAGGCACUGGCGGCCCUGGCGCCCUGAUAAGACCAAGAAACAAACUGAGGAAGACUGUGAGGAUCCCGAGAGACAGGUGUUGUUUGAUGAUAUUGGACAAUCUCUGAUCAGGCUUUCCAGCCAAGAGCUUCAGUUCCAGUUGAUCGAGGCCUUUCUGCAGUUCUUGGGUGUGCCUUCUGGCUUUGUCCCUCCAGCCUCCUGCCUGUACCUGGCCAUGGAUGAGAGCAGCAUCUUUGAUAGUGGACUCUGUGAUGAAAAGCCCUUGACUUUUUUCAACCUUUCAUUUUCUGGCAUUAGCUGUGUUGGCUGCAUGGACCGGUUGGGCUCUCUCCGCUGGACCAGGGGUCACAAUCGAGAGGGCGAGGAGUUCAUUCGCAAUGUCUUCCACCUUGUGAUGCCUUUGUUUUCGGGCAAGCAAAAGUCUCAGCUCUGCUUCUCCUGGUUACGGUACGAGAUUGCAAAGGUCAUUUGGUGUCUGCACACUAAAAACAAGAAGAGAUUAAAGUCACAGGGGAAGAACUGCAAAAAAUUAGCCAAGAAUCUCCUUAAAGAGCCAGAAAACCGUAAUAAUUUUUGCCUCUGGAAGCAGUACGCACAUCUGGAGUGGUUGCUUGGCAACAUAGAGGAUGCCCGAAAAGUUUUUGAUACAGCCCUCAGUAUGGUGGGCAGCAGCGAGCUGAAGGACCGUGAACUUUGUGAACUCAGUCUCCUCUAUGCUGAGCUGGAGGUGGAGCUGUCACUGGACUCGUCAGGGGCCACCACGGCCCGAGCUAUUCACAUACUAACCCGACUGACAGAGAGCAGUCCCUACGGGCCCUUCACUGGGCAGGUCUUACCCACUAAUGUUUUGAAAGCUCGAAAGGCUUACGAGCAUGCGCUACAAGACUGUUUGGGUAAGAGCUGUGUCUCUGAUCCAACUCCUGCUGAUUCCUUGAACUGCCUGAGUAGCUUGGUCAAAUGCUUUAUGCUGUUCCAGUAUUUGACCGUAGGGAUUGAUGCUGCCGUGCAGAUAUAUGAACAGCUAUUUGCCAAACUGAAGGGUUCUGUUUUCUCAGAAGGCUCUGGCAUGGAGGAUGGUGCCAGCUCCCAGAAUCUGACCAGUGUUCUUGAAGCCAUCACGCUGAUGCACACAAGUCUGCUGAGGUUCCACAUGAAAGUUAAUGUUUACCCUUUGACUCCACUACGAGAGGCGCUCUCGGAGGCUUUGAGGCUGUAUCCCGGCAACCAGGUUCUUUGGAGGUCAUAUGUUCAGAUUCAGAAUAAGUCUCACAGUGCUAGCAAGACCAGAAAAUUCUUUGAUGCAAUGACCAGGUCUGCCAAACCCAUGGAGCCGUGGUUAUUUGCAAUUGAAGCUGAGAAAAUGAGGAAAAGACUGGUAGAAACUGUUCAGAGGGUGGGAGGUAGAGAGAUCCACGCCACCAUCCCAGAGGCCGGCUUAACACAUCGGAUCAGAGCCCUGUUUGAGAACGCAGUGCGGAGUGACCACGGCAGCCAGUGCCCCUUACUGUGGAGGAUGUAUUUGAAUUUUUUGGCUUCCUUAGGAAACAAAGACAGAAGCAAAGGUGUGUUCUACAAAGCACUUCAGAAUUGUCCCUGGGCAAAGGUGUUGUACAUGGACGCCGUGGAGUACUUCCCUGACGAGCUGCAGGAGGUGCUGGAUCUGAUGACUGAGAAGGAGCUGCGCGUGCGGCUGCCCCUGGAGGAGCUGGAGCUCCUGCUGGAGGACUAGGGUGCAGGCAGGGGAGCUGGGGAGCACAUGCGAGGAGCCUCUGUUUUGGAAGUGCUCUUCUUGGUCCUGUGUGUCGGGGUUGUCAGGCUUUCCCAUCUUACAAAGGUUUUGGAUGUGUGGACGACACAGAGCCGUUGCUUUACAUAUUACAUAUGUGAAUGUGUGCACCUGUGUACAGAGGCAAAAAAUCACCAGUGAUGACAAAACGUG
Messenger RNA from Marmota monax (woodchuck), 3791 nucleotides. It is a transcript of the gene Nrde2, whose product is annotated as NRDE-2, necessary for RNA interference, domain containing. The transcript is spliced from 14 exons. Gene Ontology annotation, cellular component: catalytic step 2 spliceosome. Gene Ontology annotation, molecular function: protein binding. Gene Ontology annotation, biological process: RNA processing; regulatory ncRNA-mediated post-transcriptional gene silencing; negative regulation of RNA catabolic process. The record is from RefSeq and is a predicted model, not a curated record. The coding region runs from base 84 to 3581 and encodes 1165 amino acids. NCBI's taxonomy places the organism in Eukaryota, Metazoa, Chordata, Mammalia, Rodentia, Sciuridae.